AUGUUUGACAAAUUGUUCCACCGUCAUAAUCACAAAAAGAUCGAAGUCAGCGAACCGAAACAGCGCUACAACUCGACGUCUUCAACCGGAUCAGGUUCGUCUGAGAACAAAAAAAGAAUACAUUUGUAAGAAAAAAAUAGAAACCUUUCGAAUUUUGGGUGGAAAAAAAUCCCGCAUUUUUGCGAAUUUUUUUCUUUUUAAAAAUAUCAGAAUUCAGUACGGCUUGAAAAAUUUUUUUAAUUAGUUCACCAAAAAAAUUUUUUUCAAAAAAAUUUCACUCGGGACUAUACCAAAGAGACGAAGUUAUUGAAAUUUUGAACUAUCAAAAAUUUUUAAGGUAUGUCAUUCAACUGUCCCAUUACGCUCCGGAUUAAAACAGGAACCUUUUCUAUAUUUACAUAUUGAAUGUUUUUUGCAUUUAAACUUAAUAACAUCCUGUACCAUGUUCAUAUGGUGAAGGAAAAUCAUCACAUUUUUUUCAGAACUUUCCUCGAAAAAUGCUUCGAGAAAAGGCAGUUUGGAUGUCCAGUCGGCCAACGGCUACACUUUUCCGCCCAACUUUUGCAUUACGGCCGCUCAGCCCUUCUUUCCAGCCGUCUUACCGGCGAAAUGGCCUUUUGCCGGAUAA
Caenorhabditis auriculariae is the source of this 628-nucleotide messenger RNA. NCBI's taxonomy places the organism in Eukaryota, Metazoa, Nematoda, Chromadorea, Rhabditida, Rhabditidae. The record is from the annotation of a GenBank genome assembly.